UGCUUCGCUGCUGGCCGGGCGGUGUUCGCGCGAAUAAUGGAGGGCAGGGAGUGAAAACUGGAAGUGGGCUCGACUGGCUGGUGAUAGAAACGCCCAGCAAUGGAGGAUUCUCCAGUCCAGCUUCGUGUCUUUGACCUCAAUUGCUGGGCUAUUCCUUACCUGAGCAAAUUACGGCGAGAGCGUAUUGCAUUGAUUGGGGAUGUCCUUAACCAGGAGGGAUUUGACCUGGCACUCUUACAGGAGGUGUGGAGUGAAAAAGAUUACCUAAUGCUGCAAAAUAAACUGUGUGCCCAGUACCCUUCUUCCCACUACUUUAAAAGUGGGGUGUUUGGCAGCGGGCUCUGCAUCUUCUCCAAACAUCAGAUCCUGGACACCUUCUUGUAUCAAUAUUCUGUGAACGGUUACCCAUACAUGUUGCAGCAUGGAGAUUGGUUCGGUGGCAAAUCUGUUGGUCUCAUAGUGCUAAAGAUCCGGGGCAUUAUUUUCAACGUUUAUGUGACUCAUCUCCAUGCUGAAUAUAGCCGAGAGAAGGAUACAUACCUGCCUCAUCGAGUGGUUCAGGCCUGGGAACUUGGCCAAUUCAUACAGCAUACCUCGAAAGGAGCUGAUGUGGUGCUGCUUGGAGGGGAUCUGAACAUGCACUCAGAAGAUGUCGGCAUUCGGCUAUUGAGAGGAUGGACAGGGCUGCAGGAUUCCUUCAUAGCCACAGAGAAAAUUAAAGGCUGUGAAGAUGGCUGUACCCUUGUGCCAGCCAACUGCUACAUUAACGAGAAAGACAUGCAGUGUUAUCCCCAGGGGAUUCGCAUCGACUACAUCCUGUAUAAAGGCUCAUCUCACUAUGAUAUUAGAUGCAAUAUUCAUGAAACUACUACGGGAACCGUUCCCGGCAAGGAUUUCCCUUACUCUGACCAUGAAGCUGUGAAUGUGACACUCUCUGUAGUCCAAUCAAAUAAAAGUGAAAACAAUCUUCCAGUUGAGCCAGUUCUGGUGGAUGUCUUGAAUGAAGCUCGUCUGGAGGUGCAAGUGGGGUUACAUUCAGCAAAACGGCAGCAGUACUUCUGUGGCCGCAUGGCUGUCCUGGCUCUUCUCCUGCUGGUUAUACAAGGAGCCAUGGCCAUAAGUUCCAUGUUUGGGGGAGCUCUCCAGCAGCCCUUCCCCAAGUUCUCCUUCUCUUUGCUCAGUCUGCUCUCUGUGUCAGUCCUGCUUAUCUCAGCUGUGCUGUAUCUCUUCCACAUUGUUGAAGUGAAGGUGCUGCAGGGAACAGAGGAACAGAUGCGGGUGGGGCUGCAGACGCUCCAGGAGAAAUUCAAUAGCAGAGGAAGAGAAAGCAGUGUUAUAAUUGUUCCCUCUCAGCUCUGAAUGAAAGUAGGAGCAGCGUCUUACAAAACAGGAUUCAUCUCUGCAUGCAAAUAAAGAAGUAUGAUUUGUUUUUUUUACAGAUGAG
Molecule: messenger RNA, 1444 nt
Organism: Notechis scutatus (mainland tiger snake)
Lineage: Eukaryota; Metazoa; Chordata; Lepidosauria; Squamata; Elapidae
Source: RefSeq, a predicted model, not a curated record